AUGGCUGAGUCUAAAGUGGUCUCUAUACCCUUUUCUAGUCAUUUUGUACUAAGCAAAUCUCAAUGUCCUAAAAUUGAGGGUGAAAUGAUAAAGAUGAGUUAUGUCCUAUAUCCGAAUGUAAUUGGUGCUAUAAUGUAUGCUAUGAUAAGCACCAGGCAUGAUCUGUCAUUUGCAAUCUCUAUGCUAAGUAGAUUUAUGUCCAACCUUGGUAGUGAGCAUUGGACUGCCUUGAAAUGGGUUCUAAGAUAUAUUAAUAGUUCUUUAUGUGUUGGCUUAGAAUACUAUAAAAGGAAUGCUUCACUUGAUCUUGUUGGUUUUGUAGAUUCGGAUUUUAUAGGUGAUAGAGACACCAGAAAAUCUACAACGUCAUACUAUUUUACUCUUGGUGGAAACUACAUCAGCAGGAAAUCACAAUUACAUCCUAUUAUAGCACUCUCUUCGACAGAAGCAAAGUACAUGGCAAUAGCUGAUGUGUUUAAAGAGGUUGUUUGGCUUCAAGGGUUGAUGACUGAGGCACAUCUAGCAGAUGGGAAGGUUACAAUUCACUCAAAUAGUUAG
This is a messenger RNA of Pistacia vera, 558 nucleotides long. RefSeq names its product secreted RxLR effector protein 161-like. The record is from RefSeq and is a predicted model, not a curated record. Bases 1 to 558 code for a protein of 185 amino acids. The transcript has a single exon. Lineage: Eukaryota; Viridiplantae; Streptophyta; Magnoliopsida; Sapindales; Anacardiaceae.